GGCUCUGAAUUUCUGCAGAGGGUGACGUUGUUUUUGUGUUUUAGCAAUACAAAUUAAUGUUUUAGUAGGAAAAUAGGGAUGGAUAGUCAAAAAUACACCCUCUCAUCCCUUAAACAGGAUAUUGUGGACAACAAUCUUCACGUAAAAGCAAUAAUUCAGGAUAUUCUUGCCUUUCGUGGCUCUCUGGCGGAUUUGGAGAAUCUCAAUGAGGCGGGAAGAGCAAAAAUUUCAGCCCUGAGAAAAUGUAUUGAGCGACUGGAUGACUGGGCGAGAGAUGAGGGGGAUCCAGAAGUGGCCAAAGAUGUAGAUUCGCACAGGCAGCAGCUAACAAGGACACUUCAGGCCUUCCGGAAGGCAAAUGUGUCCACAAUGCUGGAAAUUGAGAAGGCUGACAAGCAGGAAUUGCUCACACCGUCCGGAGACAGUGAAUUGCGUCAGAGAGGAAAGACUCGCCUAAAUCGUUCUAGUUUGAUUUCCCAGCAGGAGAGUGUGACUGAGAAGAUGCUCUCAAUCUCACGACAUCUGUCCGAGACAACGCAGAAGAGUGCUGCCACGCUGGACACACUCAUUGCCUCCUCAUCUAGUGUCCAGGGCACACGGGAUGAGCUCCUCAACACCGGUGGGACAAUCACACAAUCCGGAAAGUUGCUCAAUAAAUACGGACGUCGUGAGUGCACUGAUAAAAUUAUCCUCCUGUUCGCCUUCAUCUUCUUCCUGGCGUGCGUCUUCUACAUCGUCCAGAAGAGGCUCUUCUAAACCUCGCCAAUCAUUCCGUGUGCACCCUUCCUUCCCCAUCCUCCGUAAAGUUUCUCCGCUGCUCACCAGGACACAAUCCCUGAUUCCCUCGAUGGGAGAUUACGUCCUCAAGUCCAUGCACUGGAUGGAAAGUAAAAAAAAAUCUAUCUAUUCUGUUGAAAUGUAGAAUUUCCAGCAAAACAUUCUCUAUAAAAAAUUGUGAUUUUAUUAAGAGAUUUCAUAAUUAAUAAACUUUUAAAUUAUUCAAAA
Messenger RNA from Lutzomyia longipalpis, 1005 nucleotides. It is a transcript of the gene Sec20, whose product is annotated as vesicle transport protein SEC20. The record is from RefSeq and is a predicted model, not a curated record. Gene Ontology annotation, molecular function: SNAP receptor activity. Gene Ontology annotation, biological process: retrograde vesicle-mediated transport, Golgi to endoplasmic reticulum. Gene Ontology annotation, cellular component: endoplasmic reticulum; SNARE complex. Bases 79 to 756 code for a protein of 225 amino acids. The transcript has 3 exons. Lineage: Eukaryota; Metazoa; Arthropoda; Insecta; Diptera; Psychodidae.